UCUUUCUCCUUAUCUCAAAAAUAACACUAAUUCCAUAAUCAACACUCCACGACUCAUUUAACGAUAACCAUUACUUACCACAGUCAUUCGAUUGAUACAUCAAGAAUACUCACGUCAACUGCUUGGUCUUAUUUACGAUUGAGCUCGGCUGGGCUACAGCACCCUGAGCCUAGCUUGCACAUAUCUAUACUCGACUGAGACCUCUUCAUUCUACUUCAUUCCAUCAUGGCGCCCGCUAUCAUCCGCUCAUUGCGCAGUGCGUCUUCACUCACACAGCACGCCCCUCGUACUGCCGAGGCCUUUUCCACACUCUCGGGACACUUAUUGGAGGGCAGUAAAGUGCUGCUAGCUCGAGAGAAUAAAGACGACGACAAGAACGAUAGACACAAACCAUCGGUCGAACCUGAAUCAGGCUCGUUCGACCCUCACGACAUCAGCAAUGCCGGUUUCUUCUUCCUUUUUGCCCUGAUCGGUGUGGUGUUCGUGUGUACCGGUAUCUGGUUCUUCUUCUGGGCAAAGAACGGUGGCUUCCAAUUCAAGGAAACAGAUUGGGAUGACUACAAAUCUACGGUUCUUCGACGCACCGGGCCUAACGGCACUAUUCUCUCCAACGCAACCCGACCAACAAACCUCGGUGGUGGUAGUGUAUACAAGGACGUGGACGAUGACAACACGACUGUAGUCACAGAGAGCACAACACUUACUGGUAUCACAGCUGGAGCAAGCGACAUUGGUGCACGUGAGAAGCGACGCCGCAAGCAGGAAAAGCGAGACCGUGAACGUGCGAAGAAGGGCAAGAAGACUAGCCGUCACGUUGGCGAAGCAGGUGUUGAAGACGAGGAAGCCGAACUUGCAGCCAAGAAGGAACUCCGCAGCUAUCGCCAUGAAAGACCUGCCCGCGUCGGCGGACUGAACAAGGAGAGUGAAGGCUCCGAGUGGGACGGCUCUACCAACCCCGGCACCGAAUCUAACGUCUCAACAAACCUUCUUUCUGACCGUCAGACCACUCCUACAACCACACCUACCAAGUCCAAGGGCGGCAUCCGCAAGGUCUACUCCACCGCUGAUCGUCGUGAGAACCGUGAGGCAGAGCGCAUGCGCGCCGAGGCCCGUCGUCUUCGUGAAGCUGGCCGAGCAGCCCGUCGUGAUUUCAGCUACCAACGUGCCGAGAGCUACACCCGCGCCGACAGCCAGGUCAGUGAGAGUCUUCUCGAUGGAUCGCAGGUGACUCGUACCACAGACGAUAGUGGCGAUCUGGGUACCAAGAGUUAUCACCACCCGAUGCCUGAGCUGAGGGAGCUUGAGAGGGAGAGGGCAAGGGAGGAGAGACGGGCACGAAGAGCGCAGAGGGAAUAUCGACGAGGACGAGGAGAGGAGUGUUAAGGUUGACGUGAUAUGGGUAUGACGAAAGUCUUGAAUGGGCUAUAAGGUAAAAUGCGAUUUUCUUACUUCGGGUUUGGGUUGGGUUCACUGCAUGCAUGUAGAUGUAUAACGUUAAUGUAAAUAGGCAUGGUAACGGUUUCUCACGGACAUGAAUUGAUAUGCUGAGAUUGUUAGAUUAUGAGAUAGGCAAUGCAUUGAAUAAACAUGAUGCUCUGGCUUGUAUGAAAAUGAAGUUAUGGUCGUGAAUGUGUAGAUAUAAUUAGGCGCAUCAUUAAUGUCAAGGUACUUGGGGCAUUAAACUAUGAAGGUUUCAGCCAUAAUAGUUACCAAGGUUAUGAUCUUCACUUUGCAACGACUUGUUUACUUUGACUAAAAAGGACGAAUAAUGAAACUAUCGUCCAAUGUCUCACAUGUCUCCCUAAACAUGCUACUACCUUCCAUAAGCAGGUCAUGUUUCAGAUCCUUUGGAUAUUAAUUAGAAUAAUGUCAGGAUUGCAGGAUUUGACAGUUCGUUGGCUGACGUGUAAUUCAUGGAAAUUAAUAGACGCAAGGCGUAUCGCGAAGGCUCAAAAUAGCACACGAGCUGAGAUGCUCUGUUGUUUUGACGGAUAAGGCGCUAAGAUCCAUGGAGGAUGUGAAACCUGGGGGCGUCUUAGCUGUGAGGGUACAGGCACCGGGCCGAAACAAAACUGCAUUUGCAUUGCUUGGUAUUAUGCGAUAUGUUGGAGACUGCAGAUUGCUGCUGUUGUGAAUGUGUGAGUGAGUGAUUAUUAGGUGAUUAGGUCUCUUACUGCUCACGUCACAGAUACAAUAUCGUAAAGUCAGUAACAAAACUCUCAACGUCGUCAUCAGCGUCGCAUUUCGAUUCGCUUCGCUUCUUUUGGUUCCUGUCCUGGUCUGACAAGGUUCCAGGUCCAGGUUCA
This is a messenger RNA of Fusarium odoratissimum NRRL 54006, 2306 nucleotides long. RefSeq lists its product as uncharacterized. NCBI's taxonomy places the organism in Eukaryota, Fungi, Ascomycota, Sordariomycetes, Hypocreales, Nectriaceae. The record is from RefSeq and is a predicted model, not a curated record. The transcript has a single exon. Bases 226 to 1383 code for a protein of 385 amino acids.